AUGGCUUUCACCCAUCUCCGACGUCUCCACCUCAACAAUGUCAAUACUUUGCGAACCUCCCCCCUCGCCGAGAUCUCGGGGGCUCUUGGAGACUUAGGCACUCUCCUGCCGCUCAUGAUAGCUCUAGCGAUCAACAACUCCAUAUCACUCUCCACAACUCUUGUAUUUUCAGGCCUAUGGAACAUAUUGACAGGAAUAGCCUUCGGAAUUCCGCUACCUGUCCAGCCUAUGAAAGCUAUUGCAGCUAUAGCAAUAUCCAGAAAGUUCUCCAUCGAAGAGACCAUCUCCGCCGGUUUUACAACGUCGGGCAUCGUCUUCAUCUUCAGCAUAACCGGCCUGCUACGAUGGUUCACACACGCCAUUCCCACGCCCGUAGUAAAAGGAAUCCAAGUCGGCGCGGGCCUAAGUCUAGUUCUCUCAGCCGGAAGUACUCUUCUCCAGCCUCUAGGAUGGACAACUCCAAACGCAGGGGAUAAUCUCCUAUGGGCGCUCUUCGCCUUCCUCCUUCUCCUCGUCACGCAAAACUUCCCUCGAUUUCCAUACGCGCUCCUCAUUUUCCUCCUCGGCCUAGGAAUAUCAAUAUCCAUCGCGGGGUCGCAUAACCUCCCCUCCUUCGCCCUCUGGCAUCCACACACCUUCCUCCCAUCUUGGCCAGCCCUCCGCACCGGUGCCCUUGACGCAGGUCUUGGCCAAAUCCCCCUCACAACACUAAACUCCAUCAUCGCCGUCUCCUACCUGUCCUCUGAUCUGCUCCCGCACAUCCCAGCGCCAGGGGUAACGUCAAUUGGUAUUAGUGUCGCGCUCAUGAAUUUGAUAGGGGGCUGGUUCGGAGCCAUGCCCGUAUGUCACGGCUCGGGCGGUCUCGCAGCGCAAUAUCGUUUUGGUGCUCGUAGUGGAGCGAGUAUUAUCAUCCUCGGGAUAUUCAAGAUGCUUCUUGGUUUGCUAUUUGGGGAAACUCUAGUAGAGCUUCUGCGAGUAUAUCCAAAAGCGCUCUUGGGGGUUAUGGUACUUGCCGCGGGGUUGGAGCUAGCUAAAGUUGGCGAGAGUUUGAAUUAUGGUGCCAGGGAUUUAUGGGAAGUGUCGGAAUCUACGAAUGAGGGGGGAAGUGCAACGGGGUUGAAAAUGCAGCGGGACUUGUCGGAUGAGGAGAGGAAGCAGAGGUGGAUGGUCAUGUUUAUGACGGUUGGGGGGCUGCUCGCAUUUAGGAAUGAUGGCGUUGGGUUUGUGGCUGGGAUUUUGUGUCAUUUGGCUUAUCGGUGGCCAUCCAGGUCAUCGCUUAUUUGGGAAGGGCUAAUGACCAAGCUGAAGGAUAAUAGGAACAGGAGGUGGAGAAGGUCAGCAGCUGCUGGUGAGGAAGAGCAGCCGUUGUCAAGCACUGCUUAG
Messenger RNA from Venustampulla echinocandica, 1383 nucleotides. RefSeq lists its product as uncharacterized. Gene Ontology annotation, molecular function: molybdate ion transmembrane transporter activity. Gene Ontology annotation, biological process: molybdate ion transport. Bases 1 to 1383 code for a protein of 460 amino acids. The transcript is spliced from 2 exons. The record is from RefSeq and is a predicted model, not a curated record. NCBI's taxonomy places the organism in Eukaryota, Fungi, Ascomycota, Leotiomycetes, Helotiales, Pleuroascaceae.